Messenger RNA from Candidula unifasciata, 857 nucleotides. The record is from the annotation of a GenBank genome assembly. NCBI's taxonomy places the organism in Eukaryota, Metazoa, Mollusca, Gastropoda, Stylommatophora, Geomitridae.
GAAUGGUGCAGAUGUCGCACGAGAAACGCUUGAUUCGGGACUUGAUCGGAAACUACAGCGAGCGAGGCAAGAUGGGCCGACCUGUCCAGGACCAGAACGAGACCAUUACAAUUUUCUAUGGAAUGUCCCUCAUACAGAUCCUUGACCUUGAUGAAAAGAACCAGAUCCUAAGCACCAACGUCUGGGCAACAUACAACUGGAACGACAUGUACCUGCGCUGGAACGAGUCCGAAUACGGAAACAUCAGCAUUGUCCGGGUCAACAGUGAGGACAUUUGGAAACCGGACAUCAAGCUCUACAACUACGCUGAUACCAGACUGGAGGAGAAGAGAGAAGCUCUGUGUGUCAUCUCUAGCACUGGAGACGUGGUGUGGAUCCCCCAGGCUGUCUUUAAGAGCUCGUGCUCCAUCGACAUCAGACACUUCCCUUUCGAUGUACAGAGCUGCCUUUUGAAGUUUGGCUCGUGGACGUACGACGGGUCCAACUGGUUUAGAGACUUCUUAUGGGUCUCUGGGUUCGAGAUGAACGACUACAUCACCAGCAACGAGUGGGACAUCGAAGAGUCCACGGCCGACAGGAACGUCAAGUACUACCCGUGCUGUCCCGAGCCGUAUGUGGACCUUGUCUUCAAGCUGGUCAUUCGACGAAAGGUUGCCUUCUACAACUACAUUCUCAUCCUCCCAUGUGUGUUGCUCUCUAGUCUGACCCUGGUGCUCUUCUGGCUACCACCGGAAUCUCCAGCAAAGAUGCAGCUUGGUAAGGUACGGACGAUUUGUCUUGCAUUGGUUUCGACUGUGGUACCGAGAGCUGACUGUUCUGAAGGCAAUGGCAAACAACUGAAAGUAAAAUUUGCCUAA